Messenger RNA from Canariomyces notabilis, 1263 nucleotides. Its product is annotated as ENOS interacting protein. The transcript has 3 exons. The coding region runs from base 216 to 1232 and encodes 338 amino acids. Gene Ontology annotation, cellular component: nucleus. Lineage: Eukaryota; Fungi; Ascomycota; Sordariomycetes; Sordariales; Chaetomiaceae. Gene Ontology annotation, molecular function: ubiquitin protein ligase activity. The record is from RefSeq and is a predicted model, not a curated record.
CAUCACGUAACAACUUGAACUAACAAGGCACAACAGUGAACUACAUACAGGGUAAUCUCUCAGAGCAACGGUCUGCACAUUUGACACAUCGAGACGGGAACUGCAGCAACUACGGAUAUUCAGCAUUUUCAAGAGCAACUCUGCCGCAACCUCAAUUAGCCCAAAAUGGCACACAAAACACCAGCAGGCCCAUCUUCACAUCGCACGAGCGGGCCAUGGCUCGGGCAGCCUGGGGCACUUCGACGGCGCGCCUCUCGCGGGACUCGUUUCUGCCCUUUGCCUCCUGCUGGCUCUGCUACGAGCCCGCGAUAGACCCAGUAGCCUGCGCCAAUGGGGACAUAUUCUGCCGCGAGUGCGCCCUCAGCAACAUUCUGGCCCAGAAAAAGGAGAUCAAGCGUGCCGAGAAAGCCCGCGAGCAAGAGGAGCGGGAAGCGCAGGAAGAGAAGGCCCGCCGCGACGCAGAAGCCCAGGAGCGAGCAAUUCGCGAAUUUGAGCUCACCCAGGCGGGGCUCAGCAUAAAGAGGAGUGAAAGCGCAAACAGUUCCGGCAGAGAAAAGCCAGAGCCAGUUGCUCGGGAGACAGAACGUUUGGAAAACGGGACCGAGAACGGCGCAAAAAGGGGUGAGAAGCGCAAGUUUUCAUUUGACCCGGACGAAGUUGCCCGCAUUGCCACUGAAGAGCGCGCGAAGGCGCGGAAGGCUAUUGAUGACGAAAAGGCCUCAAAACCCAAACUGCCAUCGUUUUGGUCUCCAUCGGUUACGCCCACGUCCAACGCCAACAAUGUUUUACAUGAGGUGAAAAAGAAGGUCAAGACCCAGCCGACAUGUCCAGCAUCCCCCGAGGACCAGCAACACUACUACUCGCUACACACUCUUAUUUCUGUCAAAUUCACCGAGGAGAUGGACUCCGAAAUUAAAAAAACGCAGAGGGUUUGCCCAUCCUGCAAGAAGGCGCUUACAAACUCGUCCAGGGCUACGCUGGCGAAGCCUUGCGGCCAUGUUCUCUGCAAGAGCUGUGUGGACCAGUUUAUGAGGCCGAAAGAAUCGCGUUCGAUUCGCUGCUACGUCUGUGAUGCUGACCUUACAGGGAACUCGGACUCUGCCGAGAGGGAGGGGAAGGCCGAAAAAGAGAAAAUCCGGCCUGGGUUGGUUGAGCUGCGGCGCGAAGGCACGGGUUUCUCGGCCGGCGGCAACAAUCAAGUUAAGAAAGACGCAGUGACAUUUCGAUGUUGAGGUUGAGCCGGCAGCUAUCAGCUGAUUCAAU